AUGGCGCCGGUGAAGGUAUUCGGGCCACUGUUGUCCCCGAACGUGACGCGUGUAAUCCUGUGCUUGGAGGAGGUCGGCGUGGAGUACGAGAUUGUCAACGUGGACUUCAACACCGGCGAGCACAAGAGCCCCCAACACCUCCAACAAUCCCGGGCGAUUUCGAGGCAUGUGCUUCGCAAGUACAAGACUUCGGAGGUGAACCUGCUGAGGGAGGGCAACACAUCAGAGGCAGCGCUCGUCGACGUCUGGCUAGACGUUGAAGCACACCAGUACGACCCUGCCAUCGCCCCCAUCAUCUACCAGCUGAUUGUCGUGCCGAUGAGCGGAGGAACUCCCGACCAGAAGCUCAUCGACGAGUCCCUGGAGAAGAUGAAGAAGGUGCUGGACGUGUACGAGGCGCAGCUGUCAAAGCACAAGUACCUGGCAGGGGACUUCGUCAGCCUGGCGGACCUCAGCCAUCUCCCGUACACGGUCCACUUUAUGGCCACGCCAUUUGCAUCGGUGUUGGAUUCCUACCCGAGCGUCAAGGCAUGGGUUCACGACUUGUUGUCCAGGCCAGCAGUCCAGAGGGUCAUCUCCCAGUUCCCCAAAUACUAA
This is a messenger RNA of Miscanthus lutarioriparius, 597 nucleotides long. Lineage: Eukaryota; Viridiplantae; Streptophyta; Magnoliopsida; Poales; Poaceae. The record is from the annotation of a GenBank genome assembly.